CCUCUUCCUCUUCCUGCUUUAGUUCCUGUCAGGACCGAAAGACUAGUGAGGAGAUGAAGGAUUGCAUCGUACUACACCAGAGAAUACAGAAAAGUUAAAUCCUGACCAUGACCCAAGGAAUAACUGCACAACUGUGGGAAGACAUCCAGUCCCUUCACAGCAUUGCUCAACACAGAGAAGGUCGGGCAGUGAAACCAUCAUCUGGAAAUCAGUUGGGUCAGGGGAGCUUUGAUAUAUCAUCAGAUCUGAAACUGGUCAGUGUUGUGGAACCUUCCAUCAGAACCAACCUUUCUGAAGGUUUGGCUGUGGGCGAUUGGUCAGGGUGAGGCUGGGAAGAAGUGUGAGUGGGCUCCAAGUGUGGUGAGAGUUUCAAUCAUUCAUCGAGUCUCAUGAACCACUGACUCAUUUUCAUAGGUGAGAAGCUGUUCAGUUGUGAGGUAUGUGAGGAUGGCUGCACAAACUCAUAAGAUCGCUUAACAGGCAAGGUGCAUCUGUUGUACAACUGUUAAUACAAGGAAAGCUAGAUGGAAGACAAACCAUUUAAGUGUGAGAUGUGCAAUAAAGCUUUUGUGACAUCUACAGUUCUCUUAAGACAUCAGAGGAAGCACACCGGGGAGAAACCCUUCAAAUGCGAGGUUUGUGAGUUGGCUUUCACCCAAUCCUGCCAGCUCCUGAGGCACAGGAAGAUUCACACAGGGGAAAAACCAUUCACGUGUGAUGUUUGUGACAAAUCAUUCUCGCAAUCAUGUAGCCUCCGCAGACACCAACGCAUUCACACAGGGGAGAAACCAUUCACUUGCGAGGUGUGCGACAAAUCAUUUUCCCAAUCAUCGACCCUCCGCAUACACCAACGCACACACACUGGGGAAAAACCGUUCAAGUGUGAGGUGUGUGACAAAGCCUUCACACAAUCUUCAAAACUCCUGCUCCAUCAGAGAGUCCACACAGGGGAGAAACCAUUCACGUGUGACGUGUGUGACCAGUCAUUCCCGUCAUCAUCGUCUCUCCACUCACAUCAACGCAUUCACACUGGAGAGAAACCGUUUGUCUGCGAGGUGUGCAACAAAUCAUUCUCGCAGUUGACGACACUCCGUGUCCACCAACGCACUCACACAGGGGAGAAACCUUUCAUGUGCGAGGUAUGUAACAAAUCAUUCUCAGGAUCAUCACACCUACGUGUGCAUGAACGCAUUCAUAGAGUGGAGAAACCAUUCAAGUGUGAGGUGUGUAACAAAUCAUUCUCACAGUCAUCAAAACUGCUGCUCCAUCAGAGGAUCCACAUAGGGGAUUAACCCAUCAAGAGUGAGGUUUGCAACAAAGCUUUCAUGAUGUCUUCAACCCUCCUGGGACACCAAUGGAUUCACACUUGUGAGAAAUCAUUCUGGUGUGAGGUGGGUGACAAGGUUUUCACACAGUCAGCAUAUCUCCUGGUCCAUUAACAUACUCACACAGGGGAGAAACUCUAUCGGUAUGAGUUCUGUAGUAAAGCUUUCACACAGUUGUCAGACCUCCUGGAACAUUAGUGAACGCACAUGGGGACUACCGAAACCAAGCUCUUGCCCAACUUUUCGUCAGCGUUUGAACCUCUAUGUAAGCUCACUGCAAAGGAUAUUCAGUGGUAUUAGGACACAGAACAAGAAGCAGCUUUCAUUCACAUCAAACAACUAGUGACGACAACGCCAGUGCUGAGGUACGAUGAUGUCAAUGAUGAAGUCACCCUGCAGUGAGAUGCCAGUGAAACAGGACUUGGAGCAACCCUCAUGCAACAAGGACAACCAGUUGUGUUUGUAUCCAGAUCAUUAACACAAACUGAAUGACGCUAUUCACAGAUUGAGAAAGAGAGCCUUUCUUUGCUUGUGAGCAUUUCAAUCAGUACCUGUUUGGGAGAGAGAAAGUGAUGGUAGAGCCUGACUCCAAGUCACUUCAAAGCAUCUUUUUCAAGCUACUCCCUGCUCCAGAGCGUUUACAAAGGAGGUUACUUCAUUUGCAGAGAUAUCAUUUGGAAGUGAAGUACGAGCAAUGGAAGCAGAUGAACAUCACCGACAUGCUGUCGAGAGCUGCACUCUCUUUGAAGGAAGUUGAUGAUGCUAGUACAGAGUGUGAAAUCUUCCAGAUUCAACAAGAAGACACACUCUGGAUGUUGUCAUUAAAUCAAUUCCUUCUGUGUCCCUGGGUGCUAAAUUUGCAGUCUAUAGGGAUUGUAACAUUGAAGUUACAUGAUGUUCUAAUGCUUGUUACAUUGGUUUCUACCUAGUGGCAAGGGUGGGACCUUCCUGAAGUGUUCUGAUAGAUCGCCAGAUCAGUUCAAGGGUCAGUGAGCAACAGUUCGGAGGCAGUUAGUUUCGGGGAGUCAACCUGCAAGUGUCACAGAGACAGGGGACAGGAACAGGUCUCAGUUAAGUUAAAAAGCAUGAAAAGGGCUGCAGAUCACAGACAUUAAGUGAAGUGGGCUUGAGAGAUGCCCAGAAGAAACAUGAAGCUCCAUGCAGCCAAAGUGCUGCUGUUAGCUCUGAGAAGCUGAGUCAGAGACUCAGUGAAGCCCUGGGAGCCAUUUGCAGCCCGUACAAUUGGGGUCAAGGCAAAGCCCUGAGGGCUAUUUGCUAGUUCGGUGCUAUUGAGGGAGAGUUUGGCCUUAGGAGAAGCCUUGGGAGCUAUUGAUAGCUUGGUGCAGCUGAGAGUUGGGACUCAAGAAAGUCCACGUGACUGGAUGUGUGGCAGGAGAAGAAAGGCUCCGGCAAAGGAAGGGCUGGCUGUUAGCAGACUUCAGGCAGUUAGGCCUCAGAGAAGUCUAGGGCAAGCUGAGGAGGUAGCAUAAGGUCACUGGCUCUGUGCUGAAAAGCGUUAGGACUCAGGAGAAGCCCUGGGAGCCAUAUAUACCUGGGUAUAGCCGGAAGACAAGGAGUUCGGAGAAACUCAGUGGCAGUGCCAGCUCAGUGACGCUGGCUGUCCAACAAAGGGCUGAACUUACACCAGUAAUUAGAGGCAGACUUGGGGGAAGUGAGAUUGAAACCCUGGUGGUGAGCAGUAAUUGAGGUAGUCCGAGUGGGAGCGACUUUUAGAGAGAAUUCCAAAGAGUGAUCUUCAAAGUUGGAGAUUGGAAACCCUCAAAAGAAAGACCAAAUUUCAGUGAGAUUGGUUCACUCACAGUGGGACUGGCAUCAGAGCGAGUUGUUGAGAAAUUCAUGAAAUCUGUUUUGGUUGCAUCUGUCAUUUACUCUGAAGUGUGGUGUGUCUGACCACAGUCUGUCUGUUAAUUUACACGUACCUCAAUGUUAGUGUAAGAUGGUUCUUGUAAACUGUUUGCUCUUCCUGAACAUAUUUAGUAAAGUUUGUUUUUUUUGUUUGUUCAAAA
Carcharodon carcharias (great white shark) is the source of this 3352-nucleotide messenger RNA. Its product is annotated as zinc finger protein 271-like. The record is from RefSeq and is a predicted model, not a curated record. Gene Ontology annotation, molecular function: RNA polymerase II cis-regulatory region sequence-specific DNA binding; DNA-binding transcription factor activity, RNA polymerase II-specific. NCBI's taxonomy places the organism in Eukaryota, Metazoa, Chordata, Chondrichthyes, Lamniformes, Lamnidae. Gene Ontology annotation, biological process: regulation of transcription by RNA polymerase II. The transcript has 2 exons. The coding region runs from base 525 to 1292 and encodes 255 amino acids.